CUCAAAUCGCAAAAAGACAGAAGCCGUCUGCAUUUUUCAAUUUGUAGCCGUGAGUCUUUGUGGUGCGUGUUGAAGUAUAGAUUGUAAAAUCAUAACAAUGAACGUAAAGGAAUUAUUAAAUAGUUGGCGUCUGGACCAUUUAUGGCCAAAGUUUGAAGGCACUUGCCACAAAAGAAUGUGUGACUCUUCACAAGAUCGUACAGCCUGUGGCCAUCUUGCCUUAAGACUCAUGACUUUGUUACAAAGAAUUCUUAAUUUUGCUGCAAAAAUGCUUUUCUCUUGUGGUAGGUACACAAGUGAAGCAACAGCACCUAAAGAAAUUGAGUUACCAACAGAAUAUAACAUAUCAGAAUCGUUAGAAGCCUAUCAGAUAAUCAGUACAGAAGAAAACAUCAAUUUAGCUGAAAUAGAAGAUAUUCCAAUCGUUUUCAUCGCUGAUGGACCCUUAUCUGAAGAGCAUGAGGUAUUAGUUAGUGGUGUUAAAGGUGAUUAUCCACCAGGAACGAAAUUUAAAACCGAUACAACACAUUUGGAUGUUUUUAUGUUGCUGUUUAUGCUGUGUACCCUGGAAGUUGUGGUACUGAAAAUUAUCAGUUACGAAGAGGACAACGAAAGACAUGGGAUUUCGUCGACUGUGAGAAGGUCUCCUGUUGCUAUGUUUUUUGAUAGGGAUUAG
Messenger RNA from Ceutorhynchus assimilis (cabbage seed weevil), 676 nucleotides. The record is from the annotation of a GenBank genome assembly. Lineage: Eukaryota; Metazoa; Arthropoda; Insecta; Coleoptera; Curculionidae.